AUGUUUACGGUCGAUGCUUCAUUACACACUCGCAAGUAUACACUCUCUUUCUCUCUCUAUACGACCUUUCCGUCCGUCCAUCCGUCUUUUGCGCGCGACCGCCACACGAUAAUGCGAUCGUGCUGCGCGGCUGUCAUUUUUACUCCCACCGUCUGACCCUCCAACUCUCUCGCCCCUCUUUGCAUCCCUCGCGCACUCCGCGCCCGAGAGACAAAGAAGAACUCGUUUUUGGUGCGAGAUGGUUUCAAAACGUGAUUGAUAAGAUUAGAGGAUGGGAUAAAAUUUUUUGGCUAGGGAGAUUUUUUGUGACGGACGGAAAGGUGACAAAGAAAAAAGAAAAUUGAACAAAAAAAAUUGCAAUAUUCGGUAGUGGAUAUAUCGGGAAUUUAUACCUUAAACCUGGUUCAAAAAUGAAGAGAUCAAGGUAGGUAUAAAGAAUAUCAAAAAUUCUGCUAGAAAUAAGAGGUUUCAGUGAAAGUAAACAAUUUUUUUUUUGAGUAACCAGCCUAAAAACUUGAUUUUUUGAGCGAUUUUAAGACUAAGGGUAAUAAGGAGCGAUGAAGAAUUGAGUAUGGGGUGAAAAAGACGAAAUAAACGAAAAAAAUUGAGCGAAAAAAAAAAUACAAAAAUCAAGGCAAGACUUGGUGUUGAGGCUGAUAAUAAGUAUAAGAAAGGUGUACAAGAGAUUCUGAGAGGUUUCGCUGAGAAAUAAGCAAGUUGGAAAAGGAGAAAAGAGCCGGACCGGACGACACGUCGGUGUGCCACAGUAGUUGGAGCGGCCGCUACUCUGACGGCGCUCUGGGACCGCCUCCGUGUCUGACGCCAAAUAUGACUCUGACGCCAUCCCCGCCCAGCACACUCUCUCCCCCUACUCUAGCCAACCACCCAAUCAAAUCGGUGGCUCCACCUCCUGGCGCCACGGCCUUUCGUUGUGAAGGUUACGGUAAUGGUCUCCCACACCUACACGCUCUCUCGUCCAAUGCGUUAUAUGCGACCGAGGGACCGUGUGAGCGUUAG
Molecule: messenger RNA, 1017 nt
Organism: Caenorhabditis auriculariae
Lineage: Eukaryota; Metazoa; Nematoda; Chromadorea; Rhabditida; Rhabditidae
Source: the annotation of a GenBank genome assembly